UGGGUCCGGGUUCCAGGUGAAGAGAGGUGUUCCACUGAGUGGUGUCGAGUAUUGCAGUACCUCGAGUCUCACAGACUCGGAGCCCACCUAUGUUGAUUAGAAUUACGAGUUUACAUCCUGUCUUCCGGAUUCUUCAUAGUAAUUCCUCUGUCCACACUCCCGGUCCACGUCAGCACCAGAAUGCAUAUAUAUUGUCAUCUUCGUGCUCUAUCUCGGGCCACAGAGACUGGGCGCCUGCUAGUCCAACAUAGUUUCAGAAAAAUCCCUGCUUUCUGAGGACCUUCAAAUUCUAUUUGUCUGUGUGUGAUCCAAGAGCCACAGACAGAUGAAAUUAUUGCAGUGGACGUACUGCUCUGAUUAUAAGCUACAUCCAAACCCUGGCAGCAUGCACCACUGUUUUUGGAAAUAUGUCACAGCAAUUAUAUCCUUAUUCCUUUUGAGCUGCUUCUUCCAUAAGAAAAUUCAAAAUGUUGAAUAUAAACUUCUGUUGAAGGAGAAGGAGGACAUAGCUUGGCAGACAGUUCAGGAACAAAUCAGCUCUGAAAGCAAGAACCAUCUGCAGACCUUCAAGGAGAUGCAGAGAGACUCCCCUCUUUUCCAGCGUGCCAGCUACCAAUUCCUGGCUGGAGCCCCUCCCCGGGAAAAGAGACUGCUGACCCUGGGGAUUGCCUCAAUGCAGCAUCCUCGUGGGAACUACCUCUUGGACACCCUGCAGUCCGUGUUCCAAGCUUCCUCAGAAAGUGAGCUGGAGUAUAUCGUGGUGCUGGUCCACCUGUCAGGUCCUGACCCUGAGUGGCUCGGCAAAACAGUUGCCAAUAUUUCAGGUCUCUUCACAUCACAGAUUGGGGCAGGGAAGCUGCUGGUGAUCCACGGUGGCUCUCCUCUCCCAGGAGAUCUAAGUGACGUUAAUCACUCAUCACCCUGUGAAGCCCUCUAUUCCAGGCAGAAAGUAGAUCAUGCCCUCCUCAUGAACUUUGCCAGCAACCUCUCUGAUUACUUUCUACUGUUGGAAGAUCAUAUUUAUUGCACCCCUAAAUUUGUUGCUGCCAUCUCUUUGGCAUUAUCAGCCUGGAAAGAACUACCUUGGGUGAUCCUGGAGUUCGCCCACCUGAGCAUCUCUGGGAAAGUUUUCCACACCAGUGACCUCUCCCGCCUGACACCUUUCUUCCUCCUCUUCCAGAAGGACACUCCUACUCACUUGCUUCUCUCUGAAUUUCGUCUUCUCUUGGCCCAGAAUGUUCCUAUUCAUUUCAGUCCCUCUGUCUUCCACCACACAGCUGAUUAUUCUGUGUUUGGCGACAUAUGCUUUCCCGUGGAGAAGGAUAGGGUCUUUGGUGAACCAGACAACCCUGCUGCUACUGUCCUCACUGACAUGGUAUCAAUAUUGGCUGUGAUGCCACAAUACGCUUAUACACUGAAUGAGGAGGGCUACUAUACCUUAGAUCCUUUAAAAGGAAACUACUUGACAGUGAUUCUGGACAGGCCACAAAGAGUCACCCGGAUAGCAGUGCUGACAGGCUCUGACAAAGAAGGGAGGUACCAACUGCAGCAGGGGCAAGUGGAACUGGGCUACGAUCCCCAGGAGGACCCCAAAGGCUGCACUCGCUAUGCCCUGCUAGGGCCGCUGGUGGGAGGGAAUUUGGAUCAGAUAGUAUUUUCUGAAAAAGAGUCUGUGGAAGAGUUGAGUUGUAUCCGACUGCUGGUGUUGGCAUCUCAAGAGUCUUGGCUCCUGAUCAGGCAGAUCAAAAUCUGGACUGAGCCUGAGGAAGAAGAGAAAUAGAGGGCACAGUGGGGAUUCUGAAAGAACUGCCUUUGAGAAUGGAAUCUAUAUGGUUGGGAAGAAAUAAAUUUACACACCAAUCAAGGGCUGUUCAUU
Messenger RNA from Cebus imitator (Panamanian white-faced capuchin), 1876 nucleotides. Its product is annotated as alpha-1,3-mannosyl-glycoprotein 4-beta-N-acetylglucosaminyltransferase-like protein MGAT4E. Lineage: Eukaryota; Metazoa; Chordata; Mammalia; Primates; Cebidae. Gene Ontology annotation, molecular function: acetylglucosaminyltransferase activity. Bases 326 to 1780 code for a protein of 484 amino acids. Gene Ontology annotation, biological process: protein N-linked glycosylation. The record is from RefSeq and is a predicted model, not a curated record. The transcript is spliced from 5 exons.